Cryptotermes secundus is the source of this 1701-nucleotide messenger RNA. RefSeq lists its product as uncharacterized. The coding region runs from base 358 to 939 and encodes 193 amino acids. The record is from RefSeq and is a predicted model, not a curated record. The transcript has 6 exons. NCBI's taxonomy places the organism in Eukaryota, Metazoa, Arthropoda, Insecta, Blattodea, Kalotermitidae.
ACAUGUUACGUCACUUUCACAUGCGGAAGGCCAUUUCCUCGAAGCGCCCCCAUUGUAUUUCUCUGUGACUUACAGAUGUAUUGUGUAAUUCAGUCGCAUGAGGACACGGAGGUACGCGUCAGUAAGCGCUGGUGCACUUCUUGAGCGUCUUGAGCAGUCGCUUUGCAUUCUGCAUGUUGUCCUCGGACCGGUAACAGUAUGAUUUGAAGUUAAAUGCGUGUGUUUGUGCCACCUGUGGGCCUUGCUACAGGAAAGAGAAUUCGACACUGAAUUCUGUUAUUAUUCUUGUGAUAAUGAAAGCUGGCAUGUGUGUUUCAGCACGUCUUCUAAGUCUGGAACAGUAACGUGUCGUUCAAAAUGGGUUGGUCUCCUGUGCAGCAAGAUUUCCACUGCUGCUUCUGCAAAUGCAGCUUGAAGAAUGCAACAGUUACACUGGGUUGUAUUGAAAUGAUUGCAAGCAUCGUCCAGUUGGCUUGGUUUACUUUGUGUCUAGUGGAGUUUGAUGAUAUUGACUAUUAUUGCUGGUUCGGCGAGAGACACCUCUCUUGGUUAUUAGUGGGUCAUCGCGAUUUGGUCGAUGUCAUAGACAUCAACAUCAACAUCGCUCUGGUUUCCCAAGCUGCCGUUCUCGCGAUCUGUUGCUUUCUGCUGCUCUUUGGAGUAUAUAUUGAGAAACCUGUAUUCAUGAUCCCUUACCUAAUGAUCUGUCAGCUAGGGAUCUUCGUUCUAGUACUGGGAACCAUCGCCAUCGGCGUCAACAAACUCCUCGUAGAUUUAGUCUCUGGCCUGAUCAUUAUUUUGGGCGGUUUUGCACUUAUGGUCAUUGCUUUGUAUCUGUGCCUCAUCAAGUACAGUUAUUAUCGGAAGUUGUCAGAGAAACCCCGUCGAUCAAUGGCUCAUAUACGAGUACGUAGACGUCCUGAAAACACGGCAGUCUAACAAGAGGCACUCAACUAGAGACAAGGGUUCGCCCUUGGAUUGUGUUCUUCACCCCAGUAAGGUCUGAAACUUUCUCCCAUUUGCCGCAGCGCUACUUGAUGCCAUUCGGGAUGGAUGGGGGUAUGAGACUGACAGCAUGAGAAGAAAUUAUAUUUACGCUGUAAUAUAUUGUAACUUGUGGUUAACACCGUACGCUGUGUCGACAUAUUUAUAAAUGGUGCCCUGUAUUCAAGAAUUUGUAGUUUGUACCAGUGAUAGUAAAUGUUUAAGUGGAAUGUAUCGAAAGCGGACAUGCCUCAAAAUUAUUUUAAAGAUACCACAGAUAAAACAUACUGGAAUAUGCAGAAUUUCCGAAGAGCUUUCUCAUGAAAGGAAUGGUUGAAGAAAAUUUAUGAUAGGAAAUGACGGUUUUUAUUAAUGAUAAUUCAAAUUAUACUUGCUUAAUGUUUAUUUAUUGCUCCUUUAAGUUCUACAUGCCGAAUUUAAUAUGUUGUUAAUACAGGAAUAACAGCAAACAAACAUCAUCUUAAUCACAGUGCAAGUGGUAGGAGGUGAAAUCAUAAACGUUGGACGGAUUUUGGCUCUCUGUAGGAAACCUGCCCUUAUUAUAGUAAAGUAAUUUAGUGCAUAUUUAUUUCAUGAAAAUUUACAUAAAAUGGUAUUGUAAACAUUACUUUGACAAGUAUUAUAUUCUGGGAUGUGUCCCUGAGUAGUCCGAUAGAAGUACACUGACGUUUCGUAGGAACGUGCAGCCUCCAUUUU